AUGGACGGGAACGGCACGGAUGCAGUGUAUUUGGAGGUCAUCAUACGGACCAUGGACUCUCCCCUCAACCUACGGCCACGGCCGCCAAACAGCAGAGGGCCCCAAACAAUCGCCGACUUCAUCCGACGCGUCAACGCAGAGCCCGGUGGUUUUCGAGCUCUCAACGAAGAGGAGGUGCGCAGGAACGUCAUUGCCGAGCGCAAUGGGCUUCAUCACGAGGAUGUCGAAAUGGUUACCGACCAGGAGGCCGAUGACGACUCCAAGAAACCCGACAUCAUUGCUGCUCGCCACAACAUCAUCAUGAGCCUCGGUCAGGCGAUCCAGAUCUCCUCGAAUUUCCUCGACUUCAUCUCGCUCCUUCUCUCCAAAGAAAUCCCCACGCAAGCUGCCGUCUCUAUUUCGCCAUGGCUACGAAAUCAAGUUCCGAUUGGAUCCAUCGGCGCCACCCAGCUCGACGCGCCGACUCCUCUGACCCAGAGUAGAGUGGCCGACAACAAGCUGAUCACCAUCGGCAAGCGACUGGUCGCGCUCAACGAGGCAGCCGACACUGCCCUUGCUGCCGCCAACAGGCUUCGCCAAGAGAUCAAUUCCGAGACAAAGUACUGGCAGGAAGUCUUGACCGUCAGCCAAAAGGGCUGGUCAACCGCCCGCCUGCCCCAAGAGCCACACGACAUGGGCGUCAAGUUUGGCUUCUCUAAUGCUGCCCCCAUGUUCAAGAACAAUAGCGUUGCGCCAUUGAAAAGGGCCGAGGAUGGUUCAGUCCGUCUGGAAUACGGCCGAAUGGGUUCCAAAUCCGAACGUCUCCAGGCCACCCUUCUGCACAACAGGGAGGUUGUCGGAAGAUCUUCCCUUCCUCGACCCCUACCCGACGAUGCUCCGUUGGACGAUCGCGUCAAAGAAGCACGGAAUACCAUAUUUGCGCAAGAGCUAUGGCACGAAAUCAAUCGGGAAGGUCGCACACUGCACGGUCACCAUGUCCGUUUAGAGCAGUCAGCUGUAACUUGCGCCCUUGAUCCCAAUCGGACCAUUUCCUUCGAGCUGGUAGGCUUGGAUGACCAAGAUCACUCCAGGGUACCUCUACCCGGCGAUCUCGACGCCGAAACGGCCUCAAUCACUCUCCAUCUCCUUCUGAGCAACGCUCACAGGCAGAACCAGCUCAAGCGCUCUGAGCGGACUGCAGCCAAUGCCAUGAGGGGCCCACCACCCCCCUACAACCUUCUUCUCCCCAUCAUCACCUACUACAGACACGAGAAAACAUUGGAGGACUGCACCACCUUCCUAGCCGCCUUCUGUGGCGCUCUCCGCUCCGCGGGAAUCCAAUCCUCCUUCAGCAUGACCGAAAGCAUCAACAAGGGCUCCCCCACGGCUCCGCCCUCCGAGGCACUCAUGAAGACCCUCCUCCACCCUUCAGAAGUCCAAUUCGACCUGACCAUCACGCCCGCCUCGCGCGUGCGCAUCCUCGCCAAGCCUACUCCUGUCUUCGGCACCCGGUUCUCCAUUUACCUCCUCCACCCGCAGUCUAACCACCUCACCAGCUCGUUCCCGCCUAACCAGACCGACUCGGUCUACGAGAAUAUCAAGGAGCUGGUUCGCUACCUUAGCAACGCGGUGCCCCGCGCUCUGACCAUGUACUAUUACCCGCUUGUCCAGGAGAUGCGGAACAGCGGGAACAAGGGCAACAACGGCGAAACCCCAAUUCCUCCUGCUCCUAAUACUACAACCUGGAUCAUCCACCCAGAUGAUCUGGGUCUAGUAGACGACGACACCGAGACGUUCGGCGUCCGGUUUGCUUUUACCUCGAACUACACUCGCGGUGAUGGGGCUGACGAUGCAGUAAAAGAGCCAGAGCUACGCGUCACCGGAGACUAUAUGGAAGACGGCCAGCGCGUUCAGCAUGAGUGGAAGUGGACUGCCUCGGGCCCCGCUGGCACGCAGGGCGGCGGUAGUCUAGAUGAAAUCGUCAAGCACAUCUUGGCAAAUGGACCGUCGUCAUCGGUGCUGUCUGCUUAAGAAGCUCAAGAUGAGACAUGACUCUUUCUGGGACUUGGGGACAUGGACUUGGAUACGUAAGUGAUACAGCGGUUGGUUUGCAAGACUGGUUGGGUGAGGAGGAUCGCCCGUUGGGUUUGACGAUUGGAUGUUGAGCACCAAAAAGCGGGAGCGGGAGCGGGAGUGGAUGCGGAUGUUGGACGUAAACGAAGCGUACUUAUCGUUUCUCGAAACUGUCACUGGAUGAGAAGACUCAAGAUUGAAGUACAAGAGGGCUAGGUCUCCAGAGACAAUGUACCUUUGUCCACCUGGAUCGGUCAACGACUGAUCGUUACAAAAACAUACCCACAAACAUACUCUG
Molecule: messenger RNA, 2350 nt
Organism: Neurospora tetrasperma FGSC 2508
Lineage: Eukaryota; Fungi; Ascomycota; Sordariomycetes; Sordariales; Sordariaceae
Exons: 2
Coding region: 1-2010 (669 amino acids)
Biological process (GO): regulation of transcription by RNA polymerase II
Cellular component (GO): core mediator complex; mediator complex
Molecular function (GO): transcription coregulator activity
Source: RefSeq, a predicted model, not a curated record